CCAGCACCCUGACCAGCAGCGCACAGCAAGCCCACACCCGCUGCCUCUCUGCAACCAGCCCGCCCUCUCGUCAACACUUCCGCGCACCACCCGCCUCUGCCGCCUCGCCAUGGCCGUGCCGGCACCGCUGCGCCCGCUCCUGGGCCUGCUGCAGUACAUUGCCUACCUCUUCACCUCGCUCAUCCACCCGUCCUCGCUCACCACGGGCGCAUACACGCUGCAACUCCACUCGACGCCCCUCGUCCUCUACCGCGGCCCGUGGACCGUGGUGCACGUCACCGUCUCCGGCCCGCAGGCGCUGGCCAGCGACGCCCAGGUCGCGCUGCAGCGCCGCGGCUGGCGCGCCGGACUCGUCGGCUGGGACGCGGCCCGCUACCUCGGCGCCCGCGGCGGCGAGCUCGACGUGUCACCGGUGACGACGCGCAGCUUCAGCCGUGCGCAGGAGCCGCUGGCCGAGGGAGCGCCGGCGCGCACGGCUCUGUCGCGCGCACAGGUCUCGCGCAUCAAGGAUCUCGCGGCCUCGCAGCGCUCCGAGAAGCACACGACGUUCUCCGUGCGCCUGCCGGCCAGCGCCGGUGACGGCUACUUCCGCCUCGUCGUCAAGGGCGGCGGCUCGACCAUCCCCAGCCCGGUGUUCCGCCUGUACUCGCUCUCCCUCUCCUCCGCCUGCCCGCGCGGCAGCACGGUGCUGCCUCCGACGCUGCCCAUCGAGCUCGUCGUGCGCACCCUCUCCCUCGCGCUCAGCACGGCGCUGCUUGCGCUCAGUCCGCUCGGCUUCCUCGCCAAGUUCAUGCCGCGUGGCGUGUCGCGCUGGAUCGCCGCGCGUGCCUACCGCGCCGCGGGCGGCGAUGCGCGUCGCGACGCAGUGCUCGAGAAGGCUGGCGCCCAGCAGAAGCUCGACCGCGCCAAGGAAGGUGUGAAGCGCAUCCCCUUUGCCAGCGCCGGCAUCCGCACGACGUGGGACGUGAACCGGGACGAGGAGAUCGGCCGUGCUGGCGUGCGCUGGACGUGAUCUGCUCAGCGUCGGCGCCCUCUCUGCGCUCCUCUUCCAUGUACUCUGGGCUCGCGCGCAGGAAUGAAGGCUGCCGUCGCACACACACGCACACACACAAUCCCUGC
Tilletiopsis washingtonensis is the source of this 1119-nucleotide messenger RNA. RefSeq lists its product as hypothetical. Lineage: Eukaryota; Fungi; Basidiomycota; Exobasidiomycetes; Entylomatales. The transcript has a single exon. The coding region runs from base 110 to 1012 and encodes 300 amino acids. The record is from RefSeq and is a predicted model, not a curated record.